AUGCCCUCCUGGGCCCUCUUCAUGAUCACCUCCUGCCUCCUUCUGGCCCCCCAAAACCUGGCACAAGUCAUCAGCCAAGAUGUCUCCUUGCCGGCCUCGGACUCAGAGCCCCUGAACUGUUUCUCCCGAACAUUUGAGGAUCUCACUUGCUUCUGGGAUGAGGAAGAGGAAGCACCCAGUGGGACAUACCAGCUGCUGUAUGCCUACCCAGGGGAGAAGCCCCGUGCCUGCUCCCUGAGUUCCCAGAGUGUGCCCCCUCUUGGAAUCCGGUACGUGUGCCAGUUUCCAGUCCAGGAUGAAGUACGCCUCUUCUUUCCACUGCACCUCUGGGUGAAGAACAUGCUCCUGAACAAGACUCAAACCCAGCGAGUGCUCUUUGUGGACAGUGUGGGCCUGCCAGCUCCCCCCAGUAUCAUCAAGGCCACAGGAGGGAGCCAGCCAGGGGAACUUCAGAUCAGCUGGGAGGCCCCAGCUCCUGAAAUCAGUGAUUUCCUGAGGCAUGAACUCCGCUACGGCCCCAAGGAUCCCAAGAACUCCACUGGUCCCACAGUCGUGCAGCUGAUCGCCACAGAAACCUGCUGCCCAGUUCUGCAGAGACCAAACUUGACCCCUGCUCUGGACCAGCCUCCAUGUGCUCAGCCCACAACACCCUCACAGGAUGGACAACAGCAGGUGUCGCUGACUAGAUAAGCUCUGACAGCAAUGGGAGGAAGCUGCCUCAUCUCAGGGCUCCAGCCUGGCAAUUCCUACUGGCUCCAGCUGCGUAGUCAACCUGAUGGAGUCUCCCUCCGUGGCUCCUGGGGAUCCUGGUCCUUCCCUGUGACCGUGGAUCUGCCUGGGGAUGCAGUGGCAAUUGGACUGCAAUGCUUUACCUUGGACCUGAAAAACGUUACCUGUCAGUGGAAGCAACAGGACCAUGCUAGCUCCCAAGGCUUCUUCUACCACAGCAGGGCAUGGUGUUGCCCUAGGGACAGAUACCCCAUCUGGGAGAAAUGUGAAGAGGAAGAGAAGACAAAUCCAGGAUUACAGAUCCCCCAGUUCUCCCGCUGCCACUUCAAGUCACGGAAUGACAGUGUUAUUCACACUCUUGUGGAGGUGACCACAGCUCAGGGUGCUGUUCACAGCUACCUAGGUUCCCCUUUCUGGAUCCACCAGGCUGUGCUCGUCCCCACCCCAAACUUGCACUGGAGGGAGGUCUCCAGUGGGCAGCUGGAAUUGGAGUGGCAGCACUCAUCAUCCUGGGCAGCCCAAGAGACCUGCUAUCAGCUCCGAUACACUGGAGAAGGCCAUCAGGACUGGAAGGUGCUGGAGCCGCCCCUCGGGGCCCGGGGAGGAACCCUGGAACUACGCCCGCGAUCUCGCUACCGUUUACAGCUGCGCGCCAGGCUCAGUGGCCCCACCUACCAAGGCCCCUGGAGCGCCUGGUCCAACCCCGCGAGGGUGGAGACCGCCUCAGACACCGCCUGGAUCUCCUUGGUGACCGCUCUGCUCCUAGUGCUGGGCCUCAGCUCCCUCCUGGGCCUGCUGCUGCUGAGGUGGCAGUUUCCUGCGCACUACAGAAGACUGAGGCAUGCUCUGUGGCCCUCCCUUCCAGACCUGCACCGGGUCCUAGGCCAGUACCUUAGGGAUACUGCAGCUCUGAGUCCACCUAAGGCCGCAGUCUCUGACGCCUAUGAAGAAGUGGAACCCAGCCUCCUUGAAAUCCUACCCAAGUCCUCAGAGAGGACUCCCUUGCCCCUGUGUUCCUCCCAGGUCCAGACAGACUACCGAGGAUUGCAGCCUUCUUGCCUGGGGACCAUGCCCCUGUCUGUAUGCCCACCCAUGGCUGAGCCGGGGUCCUGCUGUACCACCCACAUUGCCAACCAUUCCUACCUACCGCUAAGCUGUUGGCAGCAGCCCUGA
Molecule: messenger RNA, 1902 nt
Organism: Carlito syrichta (Philippine tarsier)
Lineage: Eukaryota; Metazoa; Chordata; Mammalia; Primates; Tarsiidae
Gene: MPL
Product: MPL proto-oncogene, thrombopoietin receptor
Exons: 12
Biological process (GO): positive regulation of cell population proliferation; cytokine-mediated signaling pathway; hemopoiesis
Cellular component (GO): membrane; external side of plasma membrane
Molecular function (GO): cytokine receptor activity; protein binding
Source: RefSeq, a predicted model, not a curated record